This is a messenger RNA of Guillardia theta CCMP2712, 912 nucleotides long. RefSeq lists its product as hypothetical. The record is from RefSeq and is a predicted model, not a curated record. Bases 1 to 912 code for a protein of 303 amino acids. Lineage: Eukaryota; Cryptophyceae; Pyrenomonadales; Geminigeraceae. The transcript is spliced from 11 exons.
AUGUUGUUGGAGGACUACAAUGACGGCGGAGCAUAUCCUGAAUUUCAUGUCGACCAAUAUCCUUAUGGCAUCGGUCGUCCGAUGCCCCUGGUUCCUCUCACCUUCAUCUGUGGGUUUCUUGGCUCGGGCAAGACAACCAUGCUAAAGCAUGUGCUCGAAAACCAGGAGGGAAAGCGUGUGGGAGUUAUUGUGAACGACGUGGCGGAAGUCAACAUCGAUGCCAAGCUGAUUUCGAAGAAGCAAAUGAGUGAUGAGGACGAGACCUACUCCGACACGGUCGAGCUUGAGAACGGCUGCGCGUGCUGUACGGCAGGGGGAGAUCUGAUGGACAGCAUCCUGAAACUCAUAAGGUUGUCGAUUCGUCGUGAGAUCAGCUACGACAGGAUUGUCGUUGAGAUGAGUGGAGUUUCUGAACCCAAGAAUCUGAGAGAGGAGUUCUUAGAAGCACAAGAUGCGCACCAGGUGUUCAAGUACGUCGAGCUGCAGACGAUGCUGACAGUCGUCGACGCCUCUCACUUCCUUGAGCUUUACAUCUCCAAGGAGGAUAUCCAGCAGAGGCCCGAGCUUGUGAUGAAGAACGACCCCAGUGGAGAACAGCACAUCGACAGCACGAGGAGGAUUGUGGACCUGCUGGUUGAGAUGAUCGAGUGCGCGGACUUCCUGAUCCUGAACAAGUGCGACCGAGUCUCGUCGAGCCGCAUGGAGAAUGUGAAGAGCGCCCUGUCGGAGAUCGUCUCCAACUUCAACCCGACCGCCUCCGUCGUCACCUGCUCGUGGGGCAAGGUCCCUUUAGAUGUCGUGCUGGGCGCGCCCAAGGGGAAGGGAGUCUGCAAGGUUGACGACGAAGAUGACAUCCGAAGAGCCGUGAAGGCAGCGAGACAAGCACAAGGCUCAAGGAAGCAGCAGACGUGA